Molecule: messenger RNA, 378 nt
Organism: Mesorhabditis spiculigera
Lineage: Eukaryota; Metazoa; Nematoda; Chromadorea; Rhabditida; Rhabditidae
Source: the annotation of a GenBank genome assembly
AUGGGUGGUGGCCACGAAAACAAAGUCGAGCAAUUACCGCCAAAUUUCCGCUUCUCGCCCGACGAUCGCUUCUACUUGGCCCCGCCAUUCUGCCAUCUUCUCCAUUAUAGAGCCGCCUGCCUGCCAGCCGUCGCCUUCGAAAUCAUCUGCCUUGCUUCGGGACUAUGGGCAUUGACGCAAUGCUCCGAAUUUUUGGCCCUGUGGGUGGUGCUCCUCUUCGCCGCCCUCCUGUUGAUGGCCGUCGUUUCCGGCGCGAUGAUGGUUUUCGCCGUGAUUAACGACAAGCCAGCGUGGUUCCUGCCCAAGAUGUUGAUCUUGCAACUGGAAAUCUUUGUGCUGAUGGUGGUGGCGUUGGUGGCAAUUGUGGCGAUGUCGAUU